This is a messenger RNA of Nestor notabilis (Kea), 1870 nucleotides long. It is a transcript of the gene JADE2, whose product is annotated as jade family PHD finger 2. The record is from RefSeq and is a predicted model, not a curated record. Gene Ontology annotation, biological process: regulation of transcription by RNA polymerase II. Gene Ontology annotation, cellular component: histone acetyltransferase complex. Lineage: Eukaryota; Metazoa; Chordata; Aves; Psittaciformes; Psittacidae.
GAUCAUACCCCAGCUGGAGAACUCACCUUCACAGGUCUCACCAAGCAGCCUGCCUGGCUCCGAGAUUUCGGAAGCUACGAGGACUUAUUUGCAAGGAAUGAGCCGCUAUGACCUGGAUGAGCUCGAUGCUUGCUGGUUGGAACUUGUUAAUAUGGAGCUCAAGGAGAUGGAAAAGCCCGAGCUGGAUGAGAUCACCCUGGAGCGAGUGCUGGAGGAGCUGGAGACCAUGUGCUAUGAGAACAUGAACAUCGCCAUCGAAACGGAGGAGGGCUUGGGCAUCGAGUACGACGAGGACGUGGUGUGUGACGUGUGCCGCUCGCCGGAGGGGGAGGACGGCAACGAGAUGGUGUUCUGCGACAAGUGCAACGUCUGCGUGCACCAGGCAUGCUAUGGCAUCCUGAAGGUGCCCAUCGGGAGCUGGCUGUGCCGGACCUGCGCCCUCGGGGUUCAGCCAAAGUGUCUACUGUGCCCGAAGAGGGGGGGAGCGCUGAAGCCCACCCGGAGCGGGACGAAAUGGGUCCACGUUAGCUGUGCCUUAUGGAUACCUGAAGUUAGCAUUGGAUGUCCUGAAAAAAUGGAACCCAUUACGAAGAUCUCCCAUAUCCCAGCAAGCAGAUGGGCUUUGUCCUGCAGCCUUUGCAAGGAGUGCACUGGGACUUGUAUUCAGUGCUCCAUGCCCGCCUGUGUCACCGCGUUCCACGUCACCUGCGCCUUCGACCACAACCUCGACAUGCGGACUAUUCUAGCAGACAACGACGAAGUGAAGUUCAAGUCCUUCUGCCUUGAGCACAGCACUGGUGCCACUAAGUUGCCCGAGGAGGCACGGACAGAGCCUGACCAAGCCCAGCUGGACUUGGAGAAGGUCACGCUGCGGAAGCAGAAGCUCCAGCAGCUGGAGGAGGACUUCUAUGAGCUCGUGAAGCCCUCGGAGGUGGCGGAGAACCUGGACUUGAGCGAAUCGCUGGUGGAUUUUGUCUACCAGUACUGGAAGCUGAAGAGGAAAGCAAACUCCAACAAGCCGCUGCUGACACCAAAAACAGAUGAAGUGGACAACUUGGCCCAGCAAGAACAGGACGUUCUCUACCGACGCCUAAAGCUCUUCAUGCACCUCAGGCAAGACCUGGAGAGGGUUAGAAAUCUCUGUUACAUGGUGACGAGACGGGAGAAAAUGAAACACACCAUUUGUAAACUGCAGGAGCAGAUCUUCCAUCUCCAGAUGAAGCUUAUUGAGAAAGAUCUUUACCCAGAACAAACUGGGAAGAAGACAAAGGGUAAGAAAAGUGACCCAAGAAGGAAAGGAAGAGAUGGUAGAAAAAGUAGUCCUGAGAAGAAAGAGAAAAGGAAAUCAGUCAACGAAACUGUAUUGGGACAACUGGGCUUGUCAACCUCCUUCCCCAUCGACGGGACCUUCUUCAACAGCUGGUUGGCGCAGUCGGUCCAGAUCACCGCCGAGAACAUGGCCAUGAGCGAGUGGUCCCUCAACAACGCCCACCACGAGGACAGCACCCCCGGCCUCUCCGAGGAGCUCCUCCAGGACGAGGAGACCUUGCUGAGCUUCAUGAUGGACCAUUCCCUCCGGUCCCCGUUCAAGCAGAGCGAGGCCACAAAGAAAGUGAAAAGCAAAACGAGAACGAACACUAAGAAAAAGCUGCCCAGGAGCAGCCCCCAGCGCGCCCCCCCCGCGGGGGGUGGGAGCCAGCCGGAGAGCUCGGAGCUAUGGACUAACAGCACCGGUGACUUGUCGGAUGAUGCCACCAAGCCCUUCGCUCCCGAUUCCAGACCGAGCAAGUCGGAGAAAGGAGCUACGAAGCUUCCCACCGACCGCAAAGGGACGGGCGAGGUGAAAAAGGCGGCCAAGAAGGGCUCUAUC